Messenger RNA from Ruditapes philippinarum (Manila clam), 2342 nucleotides. RefSeq lists its product as uncharacterized. The transcript is spliced from 8 exons. Bases 278 to 1873 code for a protein of 531 amino acids. NCBI's taxonomy places the organism in Eukaryota, Metazoa, Mollusca, Bivalvia, Venerida, Veneridae. The record is from RefSeq and is a predicted model, not a curated record.
GUCACAAGGAUGUUUUACAAUAAAUAGAUGCUUCAUCUUAGACAGAUGCUAUAGUACAAGCGCACCACCACCACCAUACACUUCCUCGCCUAUUAUAACACAACCAUUUUAUUGUUCAGGUGAGCUAAUUAUCACUGCAAAGAAUAAUCAUGUUUUCAUUGGUUCUUAUUGUAAACAUACGGCUUAUCAUAACUAUUUAAGCAACGUGAAAACCUACCAAAAACUAUAUUCAAUAAGGAUAUUACAUGUGUAUUUAAAAAGACGUGAAGAAUACACAAUGAAAGUGACAGUUUGUGCAACACUCGUCCUUCUAUUCGGCUAUUCUGUCUCAGACGAAGCUUCCUGUUCAUGUGAGGAUUUGAAACUUGAUGAAAGGAAAAGUGGGGAAUAUUCGUUCUACAAUAGCCGUGGCGAGCAAUACAAAGUGUUUUGCGAAUUUCACGGAAACUAUGGCUACACAUUUAUAUCCAAAGAAGACGCUGCAAAGGCCGAUUUCGGACGUCUUGGACAAUCUCAUUCCCAAGUGUUAGUAAGGCAUCUGCGCGCAAAUGGUCACCAGUAUGAUACUGUAAUGAAGCAGAUCUCUUCACAUUCUUCUGUACCACUUAAUGUGCAGUACAAUUCAAAUGUUGGUUAUGCCAGACCCUUAAAUCAUGCAACAAUGGGUCCUUACAUAUAUCUUGGAUUCUUACCAGCAUCUAUUGCUAGAAGCAAAACUAAACAGGGAUACAGAGCCAACGAUGUCGACUACACUUUCACAAACUGUGAUUCAAAUCCAAAUAGCUACUUGGCUUUCUUUGUCAAUCCUAACAACAACGAUCCAAAUGGUUAUUACAAGCGAUGUUGCUAUACUAAACUAAUGAGUGAUUGGAUCGAUGUGGGUAAAAAAGCUUCGAAAUAUCUUCCAUGUAAUUACUUCUACCAGUUUGAGAUGCACAUGGGCGGCUGUGGUGGAUACGCUAUCAACGGCUACAACACCUUGAAUGACAUAGUUGGUGCAGCAUUAGGAUUUCGCUUUGAGGAUAAUCUUGCCAAACUAUUUAAGCAGCGUGAAAAUCACCGAGAAAUUGUAUUCUAUAAGGAUAAUACAAGUGUACAGGAAGAAUACACAAUGAAGGUAACAGUUAUUGCAUCACUCGUCCUUCUAUUCAACUAUUCUGGAGUAUCAGACGGAGCUUCCAGCCCGUGUCAGAAUUUGAAGCUCAAUGAAAUGAAAAGCGGGGAAUAUUCAUUCUACAAUAGACGAGGUGAGCAAUACAAAGUGUAUUGCGAUUUUCGUCAUAACUAUGGCUACACUUUUAUAUCCAUACAAAACACUGCAAAGGUAGAUUUCAAACGCCUCGGACAAUCACAUUCACAUGUGUUAGUAAGGCAUUUGCGCUCAAAUGGUCAUCAGUAUGAUACUGUAAUGAAGCAGAUCUCUUCGCAUUCGUCCGUACCACUAAGUGUGCAGUACAACUUAAACGUUGGUUAUCCCAGACCAAUAAAUCAUGCAACAAUGGGUUCAUAUAUAUAUCUUGGAUUCUUACCAAUAUCCAUCGCUAAAAGCAAAACUAAACAGGGAUACAGAGCCAACGAUGUCGACUACAUUUUUACAAACUGUGAUGCAAAUCCAAAUAGCUACUUGGCAUUCUUUGUCAAUCCUAACAACAACGAUCCAAAUGGUAAUUACAAGCGAUGUUGCUAUACUAAAUUAAUGAGAAAUUGGAUCGAUGUGGGUAAAAGAGCUUCGAAAUAUCUUCCACGUAAUUACUUCUACCAGUUUGAAAUGCACAUGGGCGGCUGUGGUGGAUACGCUAUAAACGGCUACAACACUUUGAAUGACAUAGUUGGUGCAGCAUUAGGAUUUCGCUUCGAAAUCCCGAUGGUUUAACACGCAAGAACUUAACAAGAAUAAAUUGAAUGAAAUAUACAUGUAUACCAAGUGGUCAAACUUCAUUCGAACUCUUCAGAAAGUUGUUUUCGACUUUCUCCAAUAUUUGCUUAAACAUUAACUAUUUAAUCUUUUUUGUUUAUCGACUUAGAAAGCAAAACUGAGCAACAUAAUUACUAAUACAUGAUACGUGCGUUAUUAAUAGCCUAACUGUGUUUAUUAUUGGGUAAAUAUUUGAUUAAGGGAAUUAAUAAGAACAUAUUUUGCAUGUAACAUGUCGAUAAAUGAUUUACAUUAUAUAAAGGUUUGAACAAUUCCGCAUUUCCUAAACUGUUCAUAUAAAAUAUUUUGCUUUUUAUCUUUCUUCGUUUAUCUGGAGGCGCUUUAAACGCAUAACUCUGACUGUAUAUGUAUCUUGUACAAAAAGGAGUUUAAAAGAAAAGCUAUCAAUUAUAAAAAAUACAUCUUC